Messenger RNA from Botrytis fragariae, 1377 nucleotides. RefSeq lists its product as uncharacterized. Lineage: Eukaryota; Fungi; Ascomycota; Leotiomycetes; Helotiales; Sclerotiniaceae. Bases 1 to 1377 code for a protein of 458 amino acids. Gene Ontology annotation, molecular function: DNA binding. The transcript is spliced from 6 exons. The record is from RefSeq and is a predicted model, not a curated record. Gene Ontology annotation, biological process: DNA recombination; DNA integration.
AUGACACAAGCUCUUUCACUCGAGGAUCUACUCGCAGAUUUCGAAGUUGAGAACUUUGAAAGGGAGCCACUAUCAUCUGUCCCUCCAACGUUACGCGGCUAUAAUAUGAUCUGGAAACUUUGGGAGAACUACCUUGCACGACUUAAUAAUGCUAAUAUGAAACCAACUCUAAGAGUUCUUAAAGGGUUUUUUACUAUGCUUGCAAAGGAACGGACAGGCUUGUUAGGCAAACGUCUUUCUGUAAAGACACUGAUUCAAUAUGCAAUUCGCUUCAAAUCAGUGUAUGAGCGAAAGCACAAUGAAGAACUUGAAUCAAUGCCGGAGCUCCGCACUUUCAUAAAGACUAGUCUGGCGAAAAGCCUGGGUUUGAGUACUAAAACCCGUCCGAAGCCUAUCGCUAGUCUCAACGAUUUGCAAGAUAUACUCGGCUAUCUUUGGAUGAACGAUCCUCUCAACUUUCUAUAUGAGCGAGCCAGAGUUCAGAUUGCUUUAUUGAUCUUAAUACUUGUAUACACGGCAUCACGCCCGGGUGCCCUUAUCGAGUCACAUGCUUAUUAUAUGACUGGUCAAUCUAUGCGGUAUAAGGAUAUAAAAUUCUCUUUGCAGCAAAGUCUGGACGGCGGUCGCCCGUUGAUGAGUAUUUUGUUCACAUUUAACCUCAGAAAAAAUGAGCGGGAUGAUGAAGGAGAGGUUUAUAAGCAACAGUUGUUUGAGGAUCUAACAUCUAGGGAUAUAUGUCCAAUCACACUUUUUCUUGCUCUAGCUUUUGCCGAUGAUGCUUUUGAAACAGUAAAGAGCAUUGAGGAGCUAUAUGAUCCCAGCAUAUGUUCUGCAAAGUACAUCGAUAUACAAUUUAAGGAAAGUGCUUUGAACAAACCUCUAUUUCGGAGUAAUCGAUCGAUGGAGGCAUCUCAGGAUGCUGAGUCGUUGACUUAUCAAGCGUUCAAUCACUCACUAAGGAAAAUCGCACAACGUGCAGGCUUCAAGGAUAUCUUUACAUCUUAUGUGAUAAGACGUACUUCAGCCAAUGUUCUGAAUCAGCAUGUUACUUCAGCGGAAAGGGGUAAAAUACUCGGACAUUCGAAUGAUAAAGUUUUCCAAAACAGCUAUCUUGCGUCUCAUUCCGGUAUCGAUUUACAAAGUCUAACCGUUGGACAAGAACAACGUACACAGCAGAUCAACUUUGCUCGUAGUCUAAACUCAAAUCGUGGUACACCACUGGGUCUAAUAAGCAAGGAAUUCGUUGAGGUUGUUGCCAAGGACCUUGAGAUAACUGCUGCGAAAAAGCGGAUUGAAGAUGUACAACUAGAGGGCCGUGAUUUGAAGAUAAAAAGUGAAGUCAAGAGAUUAUGCAACAUAAGAAGGGAAGUGGUCUAA